Indicator indicator is the source of this 1824-nucleotide messenger RNA. It is a transcript of the gene PHF19, whose product is annotated as PHD finger protein 19. Gene Ontology annotation, molecular function: chromatin binding; DNA binding. NCBI's taxonomy places the organism in Eukaryota, Metazoa, Chordata, Aves, Piciformes, Indicatoridae. The coding region runs from base 1 to 1824 and encodes 607 amino acids. Gene Ontology annotation, cellular component: nucleus. The record is from RefSeq and is a predicted model, not a curated record. The transcript has 15 exons. Gene Ontology annotation, biological process: chromatin organization; regulation of DNA-templated transcription.
AUGCGCCCCUUCCUGAGCCUGAGCCUGAGCCUGUGCAGGCUGGCUCUGCUGAUGGAGACUGCCAAGCUCAGCCCCAUCAUCCGGGAUGUCUACGCAGCUGCUGGCCAUGUCCAGCAAGCACCGGGCACUGCCUCGGCGCGGAGGGGCAGCAGCUGCAGAGAGCUGAUGGUGAAGCUGAUGGAGGGGCAGUAUGUGCUGUGCCGCUGGACAGAUGGGCUCUAUUACCUUGGGAAGAUCAAAAGGGUGAGUGGCUCCAAGCAGAGCUGCCUUGUAACAUUUGAGGACAAUUCCAAGUACUGGGUCCUCUGGAAGGACAUCCAGCAUGCCGGUGUCCCAGGGGAGGAGCCCAAGUGCAACAUCUGCUUGGGGAAGACAUCAGGCCCCAUGAAUGAAAUCCUCAUCUGCGGGAAGUGCGGGCUGGGUUAUCACCAGCAGUGCCACAUCCCAGUGGCCAGCGGUCACGAGGGCCCUCUGGGGACACCAUGGUUCUGCCGACGCUGCAUAUUUGCCCUGGCUGUGCGGAAAGGGGGUGCCCUGAAGAAGGGAGCCAUCGCCAAGACGCUGCAAGCUGUCAAGAUGGUGCUGUCCUACAACCCUGACCUCCUGGAGUGGGACUCCCCACACCGGACCAACCAGCAGCAGUGUUACUGCUACUGUGGGGGCCCCGGCGAGUGGUACCUGAAGAUGCUGCAGUGCUACCGCUGCCGGCAGUGGUUCCAUGAAGCCUGCACCCAGUGCCUCAGCGACCCCAUGAUGUUUGGAGACCGGUUCUAUAUGUUUUUCUGCUCUGUAUGCAACCAGGGACCAGAAUACAUCAAGCGCCUGCCCUUGAGAUGGGUGGAUGUUGUCCAUCUCGCCCUCUACAACCUGGGUGUACAGAGCAAGAAGAAGUACUUUGACUUUGAGGAGAUCUUGGCCUUUGUGAACCACCACUGGGAUCCGCUGCAGCUUGGAAAGCUGACAGGCACCCCCAUCUCAGAGCGUGGCCCCCACCUUCUCAACGCCCUCAACAGCUAUAAAAGCAGGUUUCUGUGUGGGAAGGAGAUCAAAAAGAAGAAAUGCAUCUUUCGGCUGCGCAUCCGCGUCCCCCCGAACCCCCCCAGCAAGGUGCUGCCAGAGAAAGCUCCUGGCAUGAGCGAGAGCAGCUCCUGCGAGCUGAAGAAGGGUAAAAGCAAGUAUGUCCACAAAGACAGCCUCACCCCCGCUGUGCUUUGCAGCCAGCAGCAGAAGCGGCGAGCGGCGGCGCGGCGCAAAAGGGCCAAGUUCCUGCUGGAGGAUGCCAUUCCCAGUAGUGACUUCACCUCAGCCUGGAGCACCAACCACCACCUGGCCAGCAUCUUUGACUUCACACUGGAUGAAAUCCAGAGUCUGAAAAGUGCCAGCUCAGGACAGACUUUCUUAUCGGACGUGGAUUCCACAGAUGCUGUCAGCACCUCGGGCUCAGCCACCACAAGCCUCUCCUAUGAGUCCAGCCGCAGGACCAUGGGCAGCCGCAAGCGCAAGCUGGCAGUGCCAGCCUACACCUCCGCGGGGGCCAAGAGGAGUGGCAGAGAGGCAGGAGGGUGCCCCGCCAUGGGCACUUCUGAAAGCAGUGAGGUGGCCUGUGGACCUGACCACCCAGACAAUGGCAUCGACAGCCACACCUUUGAGAGCAUCAGCGAGGAUGACUCUUCCCUCUCCCACCUCAAGUCCUCCAUCAGCAGCUACUUCGGGGCAGCGGGCAGGCUGGUCUGUGGUGAGAAGUACCAGGUGCUGGCACGGCGGGUGACGCUGGAGGGCAAGGUGCAGUACCUGGUGGAGUGGGAAGGCACAACCCCCUACUGA